GCAGGUAGCUGUAUCCAGCUGGGUGGCAGGUGGAUCCAAGGGUUACCAUGAAGUUUUCAGGACCCCUGGAGAGCCAGAGGUUGUCUCUCCUUCUGGAGACGGCAAUCUCUAGGGAAGCUCAAAUGUGGAAAGCACAUGUGCCGAAAAUUCAGCCCAAUCAGGAUGUAGCCAUUUCUCCAAAGCAGAGGGAUGAGGUCAUCCAGUGGCUGGCCAAGCUCAAAUACCAGUUCCACCUUUAUCCAGAAACGCUCGCCCUGGCCAUCAGCCUUUUGGACAGGUUUUUAGCUGCAGUAAAGGCCCGUCCAAAGUACUUGAACUGUAUUGCUAUCAGCUGCUUCUUCCUUGCUGCAAAGACCAUUGAGGAAGAUGAGAGGAUUCCAGUACUGAAGGUGUUGGCUCGGGAUAGCUUUUGUGGUUGUUCUCCAGCUGAAAUUCGCAGAAUGGAGAAGAUUAUCCUGGAUAAACUGAACUGGGAUCUUCACAUGGCAACGCCACUGGAUUUCCUUCAUAUUUUCCACGCAGUUGCGGUGUCCAACAGGCCUCAGCUACUGACCAUCCUGCCCAAGCUGAGUCCCUCUCAGCACGUGGCGGCACUCACCAAGCAGCUGCUGCACUGCAUGGCCUGUUACCAGCUGCUGCAGUUCAAGGGCUCCAUGCUGGCGCUGGCCAUCGUCAGCCUGGAGCUGGAGAAGCUGCUCCCCGACUGGCUGGCUCUCAUCAUCGAGCUGCUCCAGAAGGCACAGAUGGAUAGCUCGCAGCUGAUCCACUGCCGGGAGCUUGUGGCACAUCACCUUUCCACUCUGCAGUCUUCUCUGCCGCCCAAUUCUGUAUAUGUCUACAGUCCCCUCCAGCAUACCCUGGUGACCUGUAACAGAGGAGCGUUCAAAUGCCAGCCCUCCUCUGUCCCAGGGCCAGGUUUCUCCAAGGACAACGGCAGGCCAGAAGUGCCAGUCACAGCUACAGCUGCGCUCUACCAGCGUCUGCCAGCUCCCAGCGGUUGCAAGCAAGCCUCUGCCAAGCGUAAAGUGGAAGAGAUGGAAGUGGACGACUUCUACGACGGUAUCAAGCGUCUCUACAACGAAGACAUCGCUCCGGAGGUAGUGGCUCUUGAAAGCAUGGGCUCUGUUUGUGGCGCUGAUGUCUCGAGGCAGGAGGGCAACGUUUCCCCUUGUCCACCUUUGCAGCCAGUGUCUGUUAUGUAGCCGUGAGCGCACACCACCCGCUCCGCCAUAGCUGCUCUAGAAACCACGCAGCACCUGGCAUCCUGUGUUCGCAGUGGGGGGAGAUGGGGCCAUACCUUGUCAGGCUGAACUGAAGGGAGCCAAAAAACAGAAAAAAAAAAAAAUCCCAACCCUUUUUUGAAUUUUUUUCUUGUGCGGCUAAUUAUAGUUCCACUAUUUAAGCACUUAAAAACACAAAAAAGUAUAAAAAUCUAAAAAAAGACCCAAAAACCAAACAAAAAAAGUAGCAAAAACCUGUUCCUUUCUAGUGUUGUCACAGUUCUACUGUUUUUCUGCUCCUGUGUGUUGUAACCCAUUCUCCACGUCCAAGAGCUCACAUCAGUCGUGCAGAGUCGUUCCAGGUUUCCCAGCCAACUAACACCUC
Molecule: messenger RNA, 1605 nt
Organism: Nipponia nippon (crested ibis)
Lineage: Eukaryota; Metazoa; Chordata; Aves; Pelecaniformes; Threskiornithidae
Source: RefSeq, a predicted model, not a curated record